AUGGAGAAUGAAGCUAAACUUAAUUCUACAGAUUUUCGCGUAGCUUCAUUUUCUUGUUAUCUUAAACCUCGCGAAAACAAGCAAAGCCGCAAGAGGUUUUCUCAUAUUUUGCGGCGUGCGAGUCUUUGCAUGACCACGAAAGCGGUUGACAAGUUUGCAUUCCCGGAUUUGACCGCUAAACAGAAGCAGUUUGACGAGAAAUCAAGAAAAAAAUCUUUUGAACCGUGUCAUUCUGAAACCAUCAACAAAGGAGACAUUAUGAAAAAUCUUGAAAGGAAAAUGUCGGUUUUGACAUGGGAUGCCAUUCCAAAGGCUAACGAUGAGCUCAUGUCAAUCGCGUAUGAUGAUGUGGCGAGUGACGCCAGCUCAGAUUUGUUUGAGAUAGAGAUUUUCUCUAGAAGCGGAUCAUUUGCAGAGUUUUCAUCCGCUUAUAAUUCGGAUUACGACGAAAAGACACAAGCCAAAACCAAAACCAAAACCGCGACACGAAAAAAACCUCAAAAAACAACUUAUGCUUGUUUGUUGGGAUGCAAAAGUCAACAAUCAGUCAAAGUGGCUGAACCUGUAUACAAGCCUACCAAAAACUUAAAACAUUAG
Messenger RNA from Helianthus annuus (common sunflower), 597 nucleotides. Its product is annotated as protein PHYTOCHROME KINASE SUBSTRATE 3-like. The transcript has a single exon. Bases 1 to 597 code for a protein of 198 amino acids. NCBI's taxonomy places the organism in Eukaryota, Viridiplantae, Streptophyta, Magnoliopsida, Asterales, Asteraceae. Gene Ontology annotation, biological process: phototropism. The record is from RefSeq and is a predicted model, not a curated record.